UGUAUAGGUGGAAUAUUCAUUGUGAACCUAACAAUGCAAUCACGCUAAAAAAUGCUGAAAUUUUAUACGUUGUCUGUAUAAAUGAAUUUUAUUAAAAAUGUAUCGUGUACUUAACAUUGAUAAGCUCAUUUUCUUAUUUAAAGAAUGAGAAUUAGAUUUUAUACAUCUAAUCACAACACAAUCAAAACUUUAAAUUAUAAUCAACUAAAUACCGAUACUUUUACUCAUUAAUGAAUUCAUUUUUAUAAAUUUCAAAAUAUCUUUACUUUCAUUUGAAGUUAGUCCGUGAUAAAAAUUAAAUGUUACCUAUUUUUCUUUCAUAAACAAAUGGUAUUCAAAGCAUUUUACGGCAUUUGAACAUAUUCAACUAAAAAAUAAACGUACCUAAAUGGUCAUUGGGAUCAUAACAAAGCUUUCUAAACAAGCCAACAGAGGGCUACGUAGCGUAACUGAUUCCUACAAAUUUUACUAUACCAACUUUCUUCCAAAAUUCCGUUCUAUAAAAUGUAAAUCCUUAUAAUUACAAUUUUUAAGUAAAUUCUUAAUAAUAACUGUGCCCUUAUAACUUACCUAGACCUUUUAAAUACUUUUGCUUAUUGUAUAAAACAAGGUGCCGAACUGCUUCCCCUCAAGUUAGUGACUUCUGAUCAGCGAUUCCUUUUCUACCUUCACUUUCGGAGCUGUACGAAGCUGUGUACGUGAACAGUUCUAUGAGUGUUCAGUACAAGCAGGGAAAAGUAGAUAUGGAGAGGGUAAUUCUUCGUGAGGGGAAAGACCCUAGAGAUUUCGUCAACUUCCAGUUCGACACCCCUGAGCUAUACCGACUCGUUUCGAUAAUUAAGUUUUAUAUAUUAAAAGGAUGAAGCUGUCUUAAUUAAUUUCUGAAAGUUUCAUUUGUGUUUUUUAAAAUAUUUUGUAUACAAAUUUGUAAUUAAAAUUGUUAAAAAUUUGUAAUCAAUUUUGCUACAUCUGUGUUCAUACGCUUAUAUAGAUAGUGUAACUUUAAUGUCAAACGUUACUCUUUCUCAAUAGGUAGAAAAAAUAAUUCUUUUUACUUCGAAAUAUAAAUUUAGCAUAGAAUCAUUCUUAAUCUUAUUUGCCAUAAGUUAAAGGCAUUAUAAAAACGUAAAAGGUUUAUGUGUUCAAAAAUCGUAAGAAUGAAAUUGUAAAAUGAAAUAAUGAAUAAGUUCCCAUUAUUUGAUAUGUGUUUCCUUUCUACGUCGCAUAAAAUAAAUGCAGUAUACCGGUUAUUAUUCAUAAUUUGAAUUUGUAGUUUUGUUUACGGUGUGUAAAUACAUUUACAGAACUAUAUUUUCAUAUAUGUGUAAUUUACUGUUUGCAUUUCAAAAUGUACAUAAAAUCUAUGGUAUUAGAGGGAUUCAAAUCAUAUGGAAAAAGAAUUGAGAUAAAUGGUUUUGACAAAGAGUUCAAUGCAAUCACAGGAUUCAAUGGUAGUGGGAAAUCAAACGUUUUGGAUGCAAUAUGUUUUGUUUUAGGUAUUUCAAAUCUUAGCCAGGUCCGUGCAACAUCAUUACAAGAUUUAGUUUAUAAGUCUGGUCAAGCAGGUAUUAAGAAAGCUAGUGUUACAAUAACAUUUGACAAUCAUGAUAGAAAUUCCUCUCCAAUGGGAUAUGAACAUCACGAAGAAAUAACAAUUACAAGACAAGUUGUAAUUGGUGGUAAAAAUAAAUAUUUGAUUAAUGGAUCCAAUGUUCCAAACAAACGUGUGCAGGAUAUGUUUUGUUCUGUUCAAUUGAAUGUAAAUAAUCCUCACUUUUUGAUCAUGCAAGGAAGAAUUACAAAAGUUUUGAAUAUGAAACCUACAGAAAUUUUAUCUAUGAUAGAAGAAGCUGCAGGUACACGAAUGUAUGAAAAUAAAAAGGAGGCUGCUUUAAAAACUAUAGAAAAGAAAGACAGCAAAUUAAGGGAAAUAAACGAUAUUUUGAAAGAAGAAAUAGGACCAAGGUUAGCAAAACUCAAAGAGGAAAAGACACAAUAUGUGGAGUUUCAACGCAUAGAAAGGGAAUUAGAACAUAGCAAAAGAAUUUGUCUUGCUUGGAAAUAUGUGAAUGCUAUAAAUGAAAGUGAAAAAGCAGAAGGAAAUGUACAAGCUGUUAAGGAUAAAAUAGAUGAAAAAACAAAAAGUAUUGCACUUGGUGAAGAAGAAAUUAAAAAUAUAGAUAAAGAAUAUGAUGAUAUUGUCAAAACAAGAGAUACAGAAAUGGGAAGCCAAUUACAAACAUUAGAAAAGGAAUUAGGAGAAGCAGAGAAAAAGCAAUAUAAGUUAUCAGCUGAAGUUAAUAGUAGCAAAGAAAGUAAUAAAGCUGCUAAAAAGGCUGUGGAACAAUUGAAGACUAACAUAGAUGAUGAUGAAAAGGCUUUUAAAUCAAAACAGGAAGAGUAUGCUAAAGUUGAAGGUCUUUUUAAGCAAUUGAGAGAGACAGAUCAACAGGAUUGUAAUGCAUUACGGGUUGCACAAGAGAAAUAUCAAAAAAUUACUUCUGGUUUAUUGGAAAGUCAAGAUGGUGAAAAUGCAACAUUAGAACAACAAUUAAUAGCAGCGAAACAAGCAGCGACGGAAGCACAGACAGAGUAUAAACAAUGUGAAAUGACAUUAAAUCAUAAUAGGGAACAAUUAAAGAGGAAGAAAAUAGACCUAAAAAAUACCGGGAAUGAAUAUAAAAAAUAUACUAAAGAUCUUGAAGAUAAAGAGAAAGAUCUAAAAAAUUUGGAAAAUGAACUAAAGAAACUUAAUUAUCAAGAUGGAACUGCAGAACAAUUAAAACAGCAAAGGCAUACAUUGAAAUCUGAAAUAAGAGUAUUAGAAGAAAAAGUAGAUUACUUUGAAUCCAGACAUCCGCAAAUUAGGUUUGAAUAUCAAAAACCUGAGCCUAAUUUCAAUUCUAAUUCUGUAAAAGGAGUGGUUUGUAAACUAAUUACAGUCAAGGAUAAACGAGCUGCAUAUGCUUUAGAUAUUGCUGCAGGAGGAAAGUUGUAUAAUGUAAUAGUCGAUACAGAAACUACUAGUAAAAAAUUGCUUCAACGUGGACAAUUACGAACACGUGUUACUAUUAUUCCUUUGAAUAAAGUAAACGGAAGAGCAAUGGACAAUCAAAUAAUUCAUUUGGCCCAAAAGAUAGGCGGAGUUGAGAAUGUACAACCGGCAUUGUCUCUUAUAGAUUUCCCGGAACAAACUCUGUCAGCUAUGACUUGGAUUUUUGGACAAAUCUUUAUCUGUAAAGACAUUGAAACUGCUAAGAAAAUUGCAUUUCACGAGAGAAUUAUGAAGAAAUGUGUUACCUUGGAGGGCGAUGUUGUUGAUCCCGCUGGUACCUUAUCUGGUGGUGCAGCAUCAAAGUCAGGUUCUAUGUUAUUAAAGAUAGAAGAGUUAAAUGCUAUACAAAAAGAGUUGAAUAGUAAACAACAAAGUUUUCAAGGGAUUGAGACUACUCUGGCAAGUGUGGCUAAUGUUGCGGAAAACUAUAUGUCAUUGAAACAAAAAUUUGAUUUACGGAAUUAUGAAAUCGGUAUGGUAAAACAAAGAUUAGAACAAACAGUUUAUUAUAAAAUAAAAGAAGAGAUUGAUGAAUUAGAGAAAAGUAUUCAAGAACUUUUAGAAAAAAUGGCAACAGCAGAAAAAAAUGAAAAGGCAAGUUCUAAACGCGCUGAAGAACUAGAACACCAAUUAAAGGAUUCAGCUAAUAUUCGCGAAAAGCAAUUGAAAGAAGCCGGGAAAGAAUUAGAAAGAUUGAAGAAAAAGGCAGAGAAUAGUCGUAAAGAGUGGCAAAAACGAGAACAGGAAGCAGAAACACUUGAAUUAGAAAUUAAAGAAUUACAAAAGAGUAUUGAAACUGGCAAAGAACAGUUACAAUCUUCAGAAGAAAAAUUAAAAGCGCAAAAAGAAACAGCAAAUACAUUAGAAGAAGAAUUAAAUGAAGCAAAAAACAAUGUGAAACAAUUACAGUCCAAAGUAAAAGAACAGAAAGACAUUAUUAAUAAACAGAAUGUUAAAAUGCGGAAGCUCAUGGCGAAAAAAGAAGAUAUUAUAAAACAAAACAAAGAUGCAGAGUUAGAUAUUAAAAAGUUAAGUCAUGAGAUUAAUUCAAUAAAAAGUUGUGCUGCAGAUUGCAAACAAAAGGUUUUGGAACUUCUACGUAAAUACGAAUGGAUUGAACAAGAUAAGAUAUAUUUUGGGAAAGCAGGUGGUAUUUACGACUUUGAAGUAAAUAAACCUGAUAAAAUGGAAGAAAAAGUACACAGGCUACAGACAUUACGUGAAAAGUUAAGUCGGAACAUUAAUACACGCGCUAUUAGCCUACUCGAUAAAGAAGAAGAACAAUAUAAUGAAAUGAUGAAGAAAAAGAAAAUAGUUGAAAGUGAUAAAAACAAAAUAUUAGAAACCAUUAAACAUUUGGAUGAAAAGAAAAGAGAAACAUUGCUUAAAGCUUGUGAACAAGUAAAUAAAGAUUUCGGGUCGAUAUUUAGUAGUUUGUUACCGGGAGCUGAUGCAAAAUUACAGGCUCCUGCAAAUCAAACAGUCACGGAGGGUUUAGAAGUAAAAAUCGCGUUUUCUGGUAUUUGGAAAGAGUCACUUGGAGAAUUAUCUGGAGGUCAGAAAUCUCUAGUAGCUUUAUCUUUAAUUUUAGCUAUGCUUUUAUUCAAACCCGCGCCUCUUUAUAUUUUGGAUGAAGUUGAUGCUGCUUUGGACCUCUCUCAUACAGAGAAUAUUGGUGUCAUGUUGAAAAAACACUUUAAACAUUCACAAUUUAUUGUUGUAUCAUUGAAAGAUGGUAUGUUCAACAAUGCUAAUGUAAUAUUUACUACUAAAUUUGUUGACGGAAUGUCAACAAUAUCUAGGAGUCACAAAGUAAGAAAUAAGUGAAUAUAGAUUUAAGGUAACAUAGAUUUACUUGUAUAAAUAAAUUAAUAUUUUUUCUACCUAUAAUGAAAAAUUACAUAUUUUAAUAUAUUACCUAAUAAUUAGUUUUUACGUAACUAUUUCUGUACAAUAAUGUGGGAUCAGAACAUUUCAGAACCUUAGGAUGCAGUUUUAAAAAAAUUAAGAAAAAAGGCAUUGUUUUAUAAGAACUUUUUUCCACAAGAUCUUCAAAUACUAAACUAAUUUUUAUACAUUAAGUUUUAAAUAAUCUUACAAUGACUCGCGAUUAUUAAACAUAAUCAAUACAUUAAAUUCCUUACGGAAAAAGUUAAAUCUGAAACAUAAUAAUUUAUUGUGAAAUGUUUCUGAAGUGUUCGUUUUUUAAGCAUUUAAGUACAUAAGUAUACAACGAAACUUGUCUAAAUAUACAUAUAUAUAUAUAUUUUUUUUUUCUUUACGAAAGAAUUAUCUGAAGUUGUUUUUUGGGGACUUCACAGGUGGUAAAGUUUCUUACCAAUCAUAGAAUGUAUCUACCAAACUUGACCAAUCAAUUUCUUUAAAGAAGGGGUGUUGCUUUAUCUCGGAUAUUGUCAACCUUUCACUUGGCUCAUGUUUUAGUAGCUGAAAAUUUUUGAAAUUUGUUGCAGACGUGGAACAAAAUAUAUUUACAAUUAAAACACUAUCUAGAAACUUACAUUAAGUAGCAAGGAUUUCGCAUUCUCCGACAGUUUG
This is a messenger RNA of Nomia melanderi (Alkali bee), 5611 nucleotides long. RefSeq names its product structural maintenance of chromosomes 2 (gene SMC2). Gene Ontology annotation, biological process: chromosome organization. Gene Ontology annotation, cellular component: chromosome. The record is from RefSeq and is a predicted model, not a curated record. Gene Ontology annotation, molecular function: ATP hydrolysis activity; protein binding; ATP binding. NCBI's taxonomy places the organism in Eukaryota, Metazoa, Arthropoda, Insecta, Hymenoptera, Halictidae.